UGAGAAUUCGCAGAGAUGUAAAAAAGAAAAGGUGAGGAAAGAGAGAUAAUUGAUGUAUGUGUGAAGCCGACUGCAAGUCAAAACCACCGAACUUCAUAUUCACCGAAUUGGAUAAUCCAAGAAGCAAAAAUAUCUGACCCUUCACUUCGCCGAAAAGCCGAAAGAAUCGAGCAGGAAUGUGCGGUUGAUCAGGUCGGAUUCCGUCUCCUUCUCAGGCUCUGUUUGCGGAGCUUCCGGAUUCAAUUGAAUCAUCAUCGUCUUCUUCAACCUCGUUAAUCGGAAGAAUACUGUUAUCGGUUUCAUUUUCCUGCUUUAUUGGCUAUUCUAUUCGUUUUCAUUUCAAACGAAGUCGUUGUGAUGAUGGCUUUGGCGACGAAGAUGAGAAGAAAUGCAUGCAUCGUCACCAAUUGUCUUGUGGCGUCUGGAAAAUUUAAUUUCCUAUCGGUGGGCUCUGAAAAUGCAUCUUACUCCAUGAUCAGAAAAGUUAAUGGUUUUACAACAUUCGGGGAACAACUGGAUGCUUCGAGAAUGUAUGCUACGUCUUGUGCUAAGUUGUCGGAUGAAAUCCAGAAAGAAACCUCCAACUCUGAUAUGUUGGUUGAUUCAUUUGGGAGGAUGCACACUUACUUAAGGAUAUCAUUGACAGAACGUUGCAACUUGAGAUGUCAGUACUGUAUGCCUGCGGAAGGUGUAGACCUGACUUCCAGCCCCAAACUUCUUACUCGAAACGAAAUUAUUCGAUUGGCUAAUCUUUUUGUAAGCUCUGGUGUAAAUAAAAUUCGCUUGACUGGUGGGGAGCCUACCAUUAGGAAAGAUAUUGAGGAUAUAUGUUUAGAGCUGUCCAAUUUAAAAGGUUUGAAGACACUGGCUAUGACCACGAAUGGAAUUGUCCUUGCCAGAAAACUUCCGAUGCUGAAAGAAUGUGGGCUUACUGCUAUUAAUAUUAGUUUGGAUACUUUGGUUCCAGCAAAGUUUGAAUUCAUGACCCGACGCAAGGGGCAUGAAAAGGUCAUGGAAUCUAUCAAUGCUGCGAUAGACCUUGGUUACAAUCCUGUUAAAGUGAAUUGUGUUAUAAUGCGUGGUUUCAAUGAUGAUGAAAUCUGCAAUUUUGUUGAGCUGACUCGUAAUAAACCAAUUAAUAUUCGGUUCAUUGAGUUUAUGCCCUUUGAUGGAAAUGUUUGGAAUGUAAAGAAACUGGUACCCUACUCAGAAAUUUUGCAAACAGUGGAUAAGCACUUUACAGGCCUGACACGACUUGGGGAUCAUCCCACAGAGACAGCGAAGAACUUCAGAAUAGAUGGGCACCUGGGUACAGUUUCUUUUAUUACGUCAAUGACUGAGCAUUUUUGUGCUGGUUGCAAUAGAUUGCGACUUUUAGCAGAUGGAAACUUUAAAGUCUGCUUAUUUGGUCCGUCAGAGGUUAGCUUGAGAGACCCACUUCGUCAUGGUGCUGAUGAUAAUGGGCUUAGGGAAAUAAUUGGUGCAGCGGUAAGAAGAAAGAAAUCUUCACAUGCUGGAAUGUUUGACAUUGCAAAGACUGCAAAUAGACCUAUGAUACACAUUGGUGGCUAAUCUAAACUUGGUCCCAUUUCUGUCCAACUAGCUUGACUAGAAUAGAGCCCUGUUGGUAUACAUGGAUACCGUCGAGAUUGAAGUCAAAACUGUAGUGCUAAUAUAAAGAAGCCUGGUAAGUGAAAAACCAUAAAAAGGCAUACACUGCACUAGUUAGUACUGUAAAAGAUAUGUCUGGCUGAUUCAUGUACAACUUUGGUCGGUAACAUUAUGAUGCCAGUUGUAAUUUAAAUGCUAAUAUAGAGUGGUUAGUGUUGUUUAUUUUGCAUCAUAACUUUAGAAGACCUCGCUCAUCAAAUCAAAUAGAAAACCAUGCAUUUAGGUAACCUCACGUUUAUACA
Cucurbita maxima (winter squash) is the source of this 1913-nucleotide messenger RNA. RefSeq names its product GTP 3',8-cyclase, mitochondrial. The transcript is spliced from 7 exons. Gene Ontology annotation, molecular function: metal ion binding; 4 iron, 4 sulfur cluster binding; cyclic pyranopterin monophosphate synthase activity. Lineage: Eukaryota; Viridiplantae; Streptophyta; Magnoliopsida; Cucurbitales; Cucurbitaceae. The record is from RefSeq and is a predicted model, not a curated record. The coding region runs from base 358 to 1572 and encodes 404 amino acids. Gene Ontology annotation, biological process: Mo-molybdopterin cofactor biosynthetic process.